GAAGUUGGAGGGCACGGACUCCGGAGGCGUCACCCGCGGGAGGUCCCCUCUGCACCGGCCGGCUGCGGGCGCGGCUCUGAUGGCGCACGAGCGUGGCGGCGCCGCGUCGUCCGCCGCGGCUCCCGCCACCGAGGAGGAUGCGCUGUGAGUCUGUGUUGCCCAAAUCCCUAGGUCCGUGUAUUCCUAGUAGACGUUUCAGUCACGCUUCUGGUGUCACUUGAUCUGAAGGCCGUGGCGAUUGCAGCGAAAUUCAGGGUCCUUCUCUUGUUAGUGUCGUGAUGCGUUCAGUGUAGUCGAAAAUUUGGUGGUUCACUUGGGCUCUGGCAUUGCGAUGUAGUACUAAAUUUUGGGCGUAUGCAGGGAAUUGAGACUUUGAGAGAAGGGAAGAGAAGAGCACAGGUGAUGUUUGCUUGUGGUAUCCCUCCAGUUGGUAUUAAUUCAUAAAAUUGGCCGUGUACAUCCAAACCGGAUGUAGAGGCCAGGUUUUAAUCCAUCUUCUAGUAGAAAAUUUAAUUCAUAAAAUGAGGAGUAUAAGCAAGGGUGACAUGGUGUCCAUUAAGGCAUUAAUACAGGGUCACUUAGUUGAGCUGACUUAGCAUUCACAUGAUUCUUCUAUGACAUUGUUCUAAUGUUGAUUUGUCUCGAUGCCUUCAGGAUGUAUAAUUCUUCUUUCAUGUAGGUUUAUUGACUUGCUACAUGAAGCUCCUCUCUCUGGUCAUCGAGAGCCUAGAAGCAUUGUUGGUGGCACCUUGUACUGUAUCUUGUUGGUUAUGCUGCUGUGGCAGUGUCAGCCCCAUGGAUAUUUUACCUUGUACCAGACAUGAUCCCCCCAUUGCUAUGCAGCUCCAAUGUUAUCAUUCUGAUUCUAACAGGUAUUUUUCAACAAUAUUGGGUUCACCAGGUCAGAAAAGUGAGAUUGCAGGGGUAUUACGAUUUUAGUGAGAAAUUGAAGCGCCUUGCUCAACUUCCAUUUGCCACCGUUGCUAGUGGCGUUGCUUCAAUGCUCUUAAUCAUAGUCUGGCAACCUCUAGUACACAUACUAUCGGUUUCUUUAUUGCUAAGGAUUGCUAUUGUGGUUGAAGCUAUAUGUGCUGGAUGUUUCAUGAGCUUAUACUUAUGGCAUAUCCACAAGUACAACUCUCUGAAUGGGCACCCUGAUAUUUUGCGGUCCUUAUAUUCUGCACUCCAACUCCAACCAUCUAGUUCUUUGGAAGAACGAAGGUAUUAUGAUGGUCGUUUUUCUGACCAGCAAAUGGCUCUGCUUCAGUACCAAAGGGAGAAUAUUCAUUACCUGAGUGAGGAGGUGCUCCGCUUGCAAGAAUGCUUAAGCAAAUACCAGAGAACUGAUGUUGGGAGCACUCCUCAGGCCGAUCUUGCUCAUCUAUUAGCAUCGCGUGAUCAAGAACUUAGAGCACUCUCCGCUGAGAUGAAUCAAGUGCAUUCAGAGCUUCAACUUGCACGUAGUCUGAUUGAUGAAAAGGACUCAGAGAUCCAGCGCAUUCGUGUGAGCAAUAAUCAGUAUAUUGAAGAAAAUGAUAGACUCAGAGCCAUUCUUGGAGAAUGGAGCGCUCGAGCAGCAAAGCUUGAAAGAGCACUGGAGGCAGAGCAAAUAUCGAGCAUUGAAUUACGGAAGAACAUUGCAAAACUCCGAGGGCAGACUUACAAGGAUCAAAACACCUGAUCUCCCUUGUUUUCAGGAUAUAUUCACCUAUGGCGAUGUUUGAGCAGGUUUAUCAACUCUUCAGCUGCUAAAGGUGCCACCUGUGAUAUCCUUGAAUUCCAAACCUCUAGUGAUAAGAAGAGUGCCAACACAGUCCAGUUUCGCUAACAACAAAGCAAGGUACAAGAUCAUCACUCAAUCUGAUAUGCAUCAAGGAAAGGAAAAAUGCCUUUGCUACACCUCUCUCGUGAAUGUACAGAUUGAUGUUUGUAAAUGUUGUUCGAGAGUAUGGUGCAGCACUGGUUUUUUGUGCUUCUACCUGAUGCUUCUACAAUGACAUCUUAUCAUGGCAAGAGUUGUGCAUUGUUUUCUGAGCACUUGCGAAAUGAAAAGUGAGCAUUUGUGCCUAAGCUCCCCCAAAAAGGUAUAUCAGACUUCUAAUUUCUUCUGAGUUGAGAGUAUCAAAUCUGUACUGCAGUCUGAGAUGCUUUGCUACCCUUUGAUUCAGUUUGCUUUGCUAUCUUAGA
Oryza sativa Japonica Group (Japanese rice) is the source of this 2187-nucleotide messenger RNA. NCBI's taxonomy places the organism in Eukaryota, Viridiplantae, Streptophyta, Magnoliopsida, Poales, Poaceae. The record is from RefSeq and is a predicted model, not a curated record.